Molecule: messenger RNA, 297 nt
Organism: Penicillium longicatenatum
Lineage: Eukaryota; Fungi; Ascomycota; Eurotiomycetes; Eurotiales; Aspergillaceae
Exons: 3
Coding region: 1-297 (98 amino acids)
Source: RefSeq, a predicted model, not a curated record
AUGCUUGUGAAGAACAUCCUCGCUGUUUUCGCCAUUGCCGGCAUGGCCGCCGCUUAUCCGGCUGAGGAAGUUGAAACUGAUCUUGAAGAGAGGGGCUACUGCGAGAAAGACAGCAAUUCUUGGUGCUGCAAGAACAUUGUCCCCUUUAGCAUCCUCUUCUUCGAUGGAGUUGGAUCUGACUGCAAGCACCCUGGUAAUGAUGGAUGCAAGUAUGGUAGUAGUCCCCUUUGCUGCCACAAGGGCCAGAUUGUUAGCAACGGAAAGGACGGCAGCCAGGUCGUCUGCCUCAAAAAGUAG